Messenger RNA from Centropristis striata (black sea bass), 1364 nucleotides. It is a transcript of the gene pnp4a, whose product is annotated as purine nucleoside phosphorylase 4a. Bases 100 to 990 code for a protein of 296 amino acids. Gene Ontology annotation, molecular function: purine-nucleoside phosphorylase activity. The transcript is spliced from 7 exons. Gene Ontology annotation, cellular component: cytoplasm. Gene Ontology annotation, biological process: nucleoside metabolic process. NCBI's taxonomy places the organism in Eukaryota, Metazoa, Chordata, Actinopteri, Perciformes, Serranidae. The record is from RefSeq and is a predicted model, not a curated record.
CACACAGUUAGUCACAGAGGCUACUUACAGAAACACACACACAUCAGUCUGCUUUAUUUUCAUCCUCCUCAUCAUCAUCAUCAUCAUCAUCCGUCCAUCAUGCACAGCAAAGACCAAAUCAGUCAUGACGAAUACCAGAAGACAGCUGAUUGGCUGCUGUCUCAGACGAAGCACCGCCCCCAGGUGGCGAUCAUCUGCGGCUCGGGACUCGGGAUGCUCGCUGACACCCUCAAGUGUCAGGACUCCUUCGCUUAUUCUGACAUACCCGGAUUCCCACAGAGCACAGUGCAGGGUCAUGCAGGUCGGCUGGUUUUCGGGGAGCUGAAGGGGAAGACGUGUGUGUGCAUGCAGGGUCGCUUCCACAUGUAUGAAGGACACUCACUCUGCAAGACGACGUUUCCAGUUCGAGUCUUCAAGCUGUUGGGGGUGGAGACUCUGAUCGUGACGAAUGCUGCCGGCUCAUUGGCCGAUGGCCUCCAGCCUGGUGACAUCAUGAUCAUCAAAGACCACAUCAACUUCCCCGGACUGGUCGGCCUGAACCCGCUGAGUGGACCCAAUGACGACAAGUUCGGGCCUCGUUUCCCCGCCAUGUCAGGCUGCUACGAUAAAGGCCUGCGUUGCGUCGCCAUGGAGAUCGGAAAGCAGCUGGGCGUGGCCGGCCUGAUGCAGGAGGGUGUGUACGCCAUGGUGGGCGGGCCAAACUUUGAAUCCAUCGCUGAGGCCAGGCUGCUGCAUCGACUCGGGGUGGACGCUGUUGGGAUGAGCACGGCUCCGGAGGUCGUGGUGGCGACUCACUGUGGUCUGCGAGUGUUCGGCCUCUCUCUGAUCACCAAUAAGGUGGUGAAGAGUUACGAGGACUCAGACAGUGUGAACCAUGAGGGCGUGCUGGAGGUGGGCCGGCUGCGCUCUCAGACGGUGCAGCAGCUGGUGACAGAGCUGAUCAGCAGGAUGGAGAUCAACAACAACAACAACACCAACAAUGCUGUCUGAACACACCGAAUACACAGUGUGUAUAUACUUGAUUGUUGUAUUUACAACAUUUUUUUAGAGCAUUCUUGUACUUUAUCCACCUUCAUGAUAUUUUUUACUGUUGCUGUAAUAAAAAACUUUAUUUAUAUCGACAUGGUGCCUAAUAAUUCUCUAUCAGGGUACAUUUUGUGUGUAAUUAUUCAUUCAUGAUGUUUAACCCUACAGAUAAAUAUAUAACGAUGACUGUGUUUCAUGGUGCUUUAAUAUAUAAAAAAAAAAAACAAAUGUGAGACAAAGAUUUUUCUAAAGAUUCUUUUCUUGUACAUUUUAUUUUGUAAAAACAAUCACUGACUUCCUGAUAUAUGUUAAUCAGAUUAAAAAAAUAUGCUGACCAA